Messenger RNA from Oryzias melastigma (Indian medaka), 1051 nucleotides. RefSeq names its product RAN guanine nucleotide release factor (gene rangrf). Lineage: Eukaryota; Metazoa; Chordata; Actinopteri; Beloniformes; Adrianichthyidae. Gene Ontology annotation, molecular function: transmembrane transporter binding; guanyl-nucleotide exchange factor activity; small GTPase binding. The transcript has a single exon. The coding region runs from base 6 to 611 and encodes 201 amino acids. Gene Ontology annotation, biological process: regulation of sodium ion transmembrane transporter activity; protein import into nucleus; regulation of membrane depolarization. The record is from RefSeq and is a predicted model, not a curated record. Gene Ontology annotation, cellular component: nucleus.
ACCGGAUGCUCACGCUGCACCGUGAGGGAUCAGUCUGCACGCACAGAGCCAUGCAGACCGCAGGAGCUCGUCCUCUCUUCGGAGGAGCGAUGUCCGCAGCCUUCCCCUCAAACGCCACGGAUGUCAGCGUCCUCAGAGACAUCCCGGACAACCAGGAGGUCUUCGUGCACGCUCAGACAGACCAGAGCCUGAUCGUGGAGCUGGUUGAGUAUCAGGCCGACGUGGCUGAUCAGGACGCUGCCAGAUACCACCUCGAGGACAUAGCAUGCAGCAAUGGGGUUGUGGGGGCUUCCGAGGUUACCGGCGCGCUGGAGCUGCCCAAAGCCGAGCUGUGCCUGUCGGAGUGCAGAUCUGCGUGGAUGAUAACAGGCGCACAGUGCGUGUCCAAGUUCAACGAGGAAGCCAGGAAUGCAGUGACCGUUCACCUGGGCGUCAUCCGUCUGCCGCAGUUCUCCACGGACGUUCUGGUCACCUUCAACGACCCUCAGAGCAUCAGCCCCGGCAGCAGCAGCGCAGCCUCUGUGCAGGCGCAAGGAGAGCCGUGGACGCUCCAGGACUUCCAGCGCCUCCUGCAGACUGCGAGCCUGCACGACCCCGGCUUGUUUGGCUAGAAGAGGAGAGGACUGCGCCUCUGAUAGGGCUUUUGGGAGCAGACACACUGAAGAAGGCAGAUAAAUCUUACGAGACUGUAAGGAAUGUUGCAUAACAAGAAAAAAAUCAGCUAAGAAUAUUGUUAAUGAGCAAUUUUAGCUGAUGGAAAGCUUGUUGAACAUUGUGUGGUGGUAAGAGUAAUUUUGAAAAUAUACGUGUAAGAAAUGUUUACAGCUGUAUCAUCUUGGCUGUGAUCAGGGAGAGUCUGGUACACCUUAGACUCAUCUCAAUGACAGUCACUGCUUUGAUCAACAUGCACGUUUUCAAGAUCUUGAAGGGAGAUGGUGGCCCAAAUUAGUAUGAAUUCUCAUUUGUGCUGUACCUGCAGAUUUUGAAGUCGGUAUGAUGAUGGCAGCAGACUAACCCACAGCAAAACUGUAAUAAACCUCUAUGCCCCACA